Molecule: messenger RNA, 3317 nt
Organism: Parasteatoda tepidariorum (common house spider)
Lineage: Eukaryota; Metazoa; Arthropoda; Arachnida; Araneae; Theridiidae
Product: monocarboxylate transporter 12
Biological process (GO): transmembrane transport
Molecular function (GO): monocarboxylic acid transmembrane transporter activity
Source: RefSeq, a predicted model, not a curated record
ACAGGGUGCGAUCACGAAAUCGGAAGUUAUCAGUAGCAAGCCUGAUAAAAGAAAAAAAUUAUUGAGAAAUUGUUCUUCAAAUGUUGGGCGCGUUCUGUUUCCGAAUGAUUUUGUGGGUUGUUUUUUCAAGUUCUUGUGCCUUUUUCUUAGGGAAAUUUUGCUUCUUAUUUGCUGCUGAAAAAAAAAACUCUUAAUCUACCAAUGGUUCUGAUAGAACUAAUUGAAAACUUAAUAAAUAAAAGCCUUAAAAUGUCCUCUCCGCUAGAGGGCUUAUUCAAGCGUCGCCAUCGCGAAUAAAAUUUCGCAAAAAUUUUGAUAGAAUUUUCCGGUUUUUUUCCUUGCUUUGUAUUCCUUGAUCUUUUGAAAAAUAUUUGAAAUAAAACAGGAUCUUUGGAGGAAAAAAUUUAUGUCCUGUCACGUACAUUUGCUGCAAAAACAAACUUUUUUAAAAACGGUCAGCCUUAUUUAGGAUAAUGAGUCAUAAACACCGAAAAUUUCAGUAAUCUAACAUUACCAUUAAACUAAAACAGAAUUCAAGUAAGAUUUUUUUUAAAGAAAUUUAUGCCUCUUACGUUUAUUUCUAUUCUCAUGAUAGUAAAACAGUAAUGGUAAUGUUACUGAUUCGUUUUGUUAGUUGUUAAAAUUAGUUGGAGGUUUUUCUUUUUUUUGCAGGGGGGGGGGAUGAAACUUGAAAGUUGUAAUUUUUGCUGUUUCAGCUGUCUGUUUAUUAUUACUAGCGUAGUUUAGAUAAAUCAUUAAAGCUUUCACUAUCUUUAAAAGAAAGCAUGUUAUGUUAUCCGUUCAAGAAAAAUAUAAUACCAUUAUGUAAUGGAAUUUAAAGAAAGUUUUAAAAAACUUACAAUGGAAAGUAAAUCAUCGUCGUCAAAAAUCGAUGAAAUCAACUAAAGAUUCAGAAGUAGAUUCUGCAUUUAUUAAAUGGUCUUUUUUAAAUUAAAUUUAAAUACUAUAAAGACCGUUAUCUAAAAAUAAUUGAUAAAAAUAGAGUAGAGAACAAUUUUACCUCAAUAUUAUAAAUAUUUUGAUUAUCCAAAAUAAGUCCGAUUCCAACAACUUCAGAUAAUCUAAAUCAAAUAGUACUUGAGAAAAGAAUGUGUUAUAAUAUAAAAAUGAUUAAAAUAAAUUUAUAAUGAGAAAGAAAACAAAUUUGUUCAAGAAACUAAAUAGUACACUAAAAAAAUGGAAAGAAAAACUGAGCUGUUCAAUCUGAAUAGUUGCAAAAAAUCAGAAACGAUCUUUUCUUCAAUUGCGCAAUUUGGAGUAUAUAUAUCAUGUAUAAUAUCAAGUGAGUUAUAAAAUUUUUGUUUCAAAAGCAUCGAUAUUUAGAUUGUAUAAAUAUAUUCUUUCAUGACAUUUUUUCUCGAUCUCUCUAUGACAUUCUAUAAAUAAAAAGUAAAUAAUGGGGUGACAAAAGAACGCCAAGGUUUGACUGUGAAACGCAACUGAAUAUGUAUCUUCUAUCAUUGUUUGAUGUUGAAAAAAUAAGAAUUCCCUCUUGUAAAUUUAUCUAACAUCGAUUAGGAUGUGGAGUGUUUUUUAUUUUAGAUUUAAAAACACACUUUAUUUUUAUGAUAAAGAAAACUUUUCUUGUCGCAUUCUAAUAAUGUACUACAUAGGAAACAGUUACGAUUAAAUUGAACUUUUACGUUUAGUGCUUUUUUUUUGUUUUUAACUAUCGAUAUAUCAUAUAACAUACUUAGAGGAUAUAUGAAUAUGAUAAGUUAGUAACAUUGUUUGCUUACUAUUCUAAGGAAGUGCUCCACUACGCAAUUGAACAUAAAAUUAGGAAUAUAUUUGGUUCGAUGAAAAGAUAAACAUUGUUCUACAUGAGAGCAAAAACUGUUCAACAAUGUAAAAUCCUCAUAGCAUGCUUCGUUAUAAACCUCUUGUAUGGGGCAGUAGGUAGACUUUCUUCUAUCUUCUUUGUGGAAUCAAUAGUCUAUUACAAUGUGGAUCGGAAGAUGGCAUCUCUUCCAUACACCUUGGUCUUCAUGGUGAGAGGAGUUUGUGGUCCAUUUAUUGGAUAUCUUGAACAAAUAUUUGGAAUGAAAUCGUUGAUUAUCCUAGGAAAUUUGCUGGGAACGAUAAGCAUUGGAAUCUGUUUCUUUACAGAAGAUAUUUUGAUCGUAAUACUUUGUUACGGCAUCCUACUUGGAAUCAGCUUCUCAGUUAGUACUCAAUUCUUGCCAUUGAUUAUAAACACAUAUUUCUCUAAAAAUCGUAAUAAAAUGAAUGGUAUAUCAUUUGCCGGAGCAUGUGUUGGCGGAAUUAUAUUUCCGCAGUUAAUGAAAUUCUUUAUAGAUAAUUAUAGCAUUUCUGGCUGUUUUCUUAUAUUUUCUGCCAUUAUGGCGCACUCUUUACCCGCCAGCUUACUACUUCAAAAUCCAAGAGACAAAAAAAAGAACAUUAAUGUCGAAAAGAAAAAUAUCAAACAAUUGGAAAAUAUAAAGCCUCCGUCAUCGACAAUAAAUUUUGUUGAAAGUGAAAUAGAUGAAAGACAGAUCGAUGUAACAAAGAAAAGUUCAGUUUUUACAUUAUAUGAGCCAAAGAAACUAAAAUUAACUGAAUUAAAUGGUGUUCCAAAUCCAGACGAGAAUUCUGGGAAAAUUGCAAAAAAGAAUAAUUUUACUUUCAAGAAUUUCAAGAUCUUCGUGGACCCGGUAUUUAUAACUAUGCUUAUUACCAAUGCUGGCAGUGCCUUUGCAAUGACAACUUUAUGGACUAUAAUUUUAGAUUUUGUUAGAGACAAAGACGUUCCAGUAAAUCUAGAAAUAUAUUACGUCAUGUUACUACCAAUAGCAGAUUUAGUUGCACGCAUUGCGUCAGGAUUUGUGAUUGACAAGAAAAUUUUGAAAAGUCCCAAUCUGACCACCAUUUGUUUCAUUGGGCAGGCAUUAACGUUGACUGGCAUGCUGUUUUCAAAUAAUUACAUCCUACUGAUGUUUGUUGAGUUCUUAUUUCCGAUAUUUUCUGGAUCCAUUAUGAUUCUGCAAAUCGCCUUGGUUCAGGAGUACAUUGAAACAAGUAAAAAGACAAUGGCUAUGGUCUGUAGAGGCCUUUUAUAUGCGCCAUUAAAUUUAACGACUGCUCCAAUGAUUGGCUAUUUCAGAGGUAGCGGUGGAUCAUACGAUGGUGUUUUUUAUACUCUGGCUGCCAUGUCUAUUUUUUGCGGAAUCCUAACCUUUUUCAUACCACGUUUGGCUAAUAGAGGAAAAAUGUCUACCAAGUUAUGAAAAGUGUUUAUGUCAGUGAAAAUGUACAUUUGUAUGAGAAAGAAUAAAAGGUUUUAUUUAAAGGAA